ACCAGCCCCCUUUCCAUUCCCAUGGAUCUUAUUACGGGGGACUCCAGCUCCAAGACAUCUGCUCCGCUAUUAACAACGGAGCGCGUACCCGCGUCUGUUGCGACUGAUCCCGUCGUACCCCCUCCUCCUGCUCGUCCUCCACCUCCUCUUGCCCUCUUCCCCAGAGUAGUGCUCUCUCCGUUGUUUGUGUUUAAACGGUGAUCAUGAGAAGCCACCGUGCAUGUGCCCUCCACGUUGCAUAGUUGUAGUCCAACCUGGCAGAAGAGAGCGCCCCUGCUCCAUCCCUCCUGUGCCACCGAAAGGCGAGUACCGGCGGCAGAGCGAGCAGGAGGACCCGGUGCCACCGAGCAGCACAUUUCUUUUUGUCUGUGCGCUCCGCGGGCUGCUGGCUGUGGGCUGUGCGUCCUCGCAUCCUCCUCGCUGCAGGCUACGUUGUUGUAGGGCAGCACAUCGAAGGACGGAUGAAGAAAACAAAGGUCUACAGUCCGAUGUUUGAAACAGCAACAGUGGAAUAUUUUGUCUGAUACUUGUCUUUCCGCGAGCUUUUUUGUUUGUUUUUGACACCAUGGAGUCGGUGGAAAAGGAGUGUGGAGCGCUGGGUGGAUUAUUCCAGGCCAUUGUGAACGACAUGAAGAGCUCUUACCCUGUGUGGGAAGACUUCAGUGCCAAGGCCACAAAGCUACACUCUCAGCUCAGAACCACAAUUCUGGCAGCAGUGGCCUUUUUAGAUGCCUUUCAGAAGGUGGCGGACAUGGCGACCAAUUCUAGAGGUGCUACCAGGGACAUUGGCUCAGCUCUGACAAGGAUGUGUAUGCGGCACCGUAGCAUUGAGGCAAAAUUACGCCACUUCACCAAUGCUCUUAUGGAAGGUCUGGUAACGCCGCUCCAGGACAGGAUAGAGGAAUGGAAGAAGACGGCUAACCAGCUGGACAAAGACCAUGCCAAAGAAUACAAGAGAUCUCGUCAGGAAAUCAAAAGAAAGUCACUUGAUACCAUAAAACUCCAGAAAAAAGCAAGAAAAGAGCUUCUAGGCCGCGGUAAUCUGCGCCCCCAGCUGGACAGCGCCAUGCAGGAUGUCAGCGAUUUGUACCUGCUGAUGGAGGAGACGGAGAAGCAGGCAGUGCGCAGAGCUCUCCUGGAGGAGAGGGGACGCUACUGUUCAUUCAUCAACUUGCUUCAGCCUGUGGUGAAUAUAGAGAUUGCCAUGCUGGGAGAAAUAACACAUUUACAAGCCAUUGUUGAUGACCUCACUUUGCUGACUGAAGACCCGCACAAGCUGCCACCAGCUAGUGAGCAGGUGAUCCGGGACCUAAAAGGUUCUGAUUAUAGCUGGUCCUACCAGACCCCUCCUUCUUCCCCCAGUAGCACAGGUUCCAGGAAGAGCAGUAUGUGCAGUCUCCUCCAGAUGCCCUCCUCAGGAGCCCAUCGGCUGAGCAGCGUUUCCUCCCAUGACUCGGGCUUUGUCUCCCAAGAUGCCAACACCCAUUCAAAGCCUCCAUCACCCAUGCCCUCUGAUAUCACAAGCCAGAAAUCAACAAGCUCAGCCUCCUCUGAGGCUUCAGAAACCUGCCAGUCUGUCAGUGAGUGCAACUCUCCUACAGCGUUUGGCUCAUGCUCAUCCUUCGGCACCUUCCGCCCUGCUUUCUCACACACUGGCACCAUCAGGCCUCUAUCUGUCAUACUUCCUGCGUCCCCCACAUUUAACCACUCCCCUGGAUCCAACACUCCCUCACCCACAUCAAAGGUUCCUAGCUGGAAGGACUGGGCCAAAUCGAGUUCCUGCGAACCGUCGUUGGCCAGCACCCCACAGCGUAGGAGGGAGUCUGUGGAUAAGAUGAGAGAACUGGAGGCUCCGCCCAGUCCACAGGGGUAUUCUGGAAUGCAAGCUGAUGAGCCACACAGAGUGAGAAGUGGCCCAGGAACCAUUGCAGCCAAGCAUGGCGAGCCCCUCUCUCCAGCAGCCAGUACUCUAGCCAUGGUUCUAACCAGGGGCUUGAGCAUGGAGCAGCAAAAGAGCAGCAGAGACUCUCUGCAGUACUCCAGUGGCUAUAGCACCCAGACCAACACCCCCUCCUGCUCCGAGGACACCAUACCCAGUCAAGGUUCUGAUUAUGAGUGCUACUCUCUUAAUGGAGAUGCUGACAGUGAAGGGCAGGUGGACUUUGACAAAUCCUCCACCAUCCCUCGCCAUAGUAACAUUGCACAGAGCUACCGCCGCAUGAUCCAAACUAAGAGACCUGCAAGUACAGCGGGUCUGCCUGCAGGUAAGACUGUUCAGGGAACUCCAAAUGGUGCUGGAGGAAGCAGCGCUGGAGCUAUUGCUUCAGGGACAGCCACUAUACGCCGGACGCCAUCCUCCAAGACUGGCGUGAGACGCACGCCAUCUACAUCUGGCCCCAUUCCCAUCCGGCCUCCCAUCGUGCCAGUGAAAACCCCAACAGUGCCAAACUCCCCGGGUUACACUAGCCCGUCUCAUCACUCUGCAGGCAGUGAGGAGUUUCUGUAUGGCGAUGACCUAUCUGCUAGUGACAAUAUGAGGGCUCCUCCAAAGCGGAUGAGCCUCCCUGACACAUCUUGGGGCUGUGGAAGAGGGGUGGACAGCACUGUUUACGAACAGCAGGCCCUCGGCAUGGCUGUUCAAAGUGUUGAAGAGGACCCUAUGCUCGCUGCCAACCGCCACAGCCUGGUGGAGAAGAUAGGAGAGCUGGCAGCCAGCGCCCACGCCCUCGGUGAGGGUCAGUUCCCCUUCCCUAGCUCACUGUCAGGGGAUCCCGCUCAGUUUGCGCCUCAGGGGGCGUCCUCUGUCAGCCAGGAGGACGUAGAUAUGCUGGUAUCUAUACGCCGGGGGGUGAAGCUCCGCAAGACAGUAACAGACGACAGGUCUGCUCCUAGGAUCCUUCGGUAGCGAGGGAGGAUAAAUUGAAGCUCUGUAUUGAAAUACACUGGCGCUCAUGUAAUACGUGAAAUAAGGCACAAGUAAUAAAGAGGAUAUAAUGUGGUAAAUGAAGGCCAGACAGAGUAAUGAGAGAUCAUGGACAAUGUCAAGUCAUUUAACGUUAUGUAUGAAGUGCAUACAUGCAAAGUAAUCCAUAUUUUUUGGUUUUUAUUUUUGUUUUGUUUUGGUGGCUGUGCUUUCUUCUCCCUGUGUGACAACCAGUUUCAGCCCAGUCCCUUUUAAACCCAGUCAUCGAAUGCUCUGUGUCUCGGUUCUUGGUUUAUGUUUAUUAUUAUAUUGUACAUUUCUUAAUUAACACAUCCCUAGCCCAUGGAGAACGACGGGUGCAGUGCUCUGUGAGCCUGUCUGUAUGUCGUGUCAUUGUCAUUGUUACUGUACUGUGCCCUGUUGCUGUUCUGCUUGAUGAGCUGAGCAGCAGCUGUGUAAGUCAUGUAAAAAUAGAAGCAUUAUGGCAGUUUUUUUUUAUUGCUGUACUGUACUGUCAAUAUAUUCUGCAAUUAAACUGGCUUUUUACUGUUAAA
Messenger RNA from Oreochromis niloticus (Nile tilapia), 3477 nucleotides. RefSeq names its product MTSS I-BAR domain containing 2a (gene mtss1la). Gene Ontology annotation, cellular component: cytoplasmic side of plasma membrane; actin cytoskeleton. The transcript is spliced from 16 exons. Gene Ontology annotation, molecular function: actin binding; phospholipid binding. Gene Ontology annotation, biological process: plasma membrane organization; cell projection assembly. Lineage: Eukaryota; Metazoa; Chordata; Actinopteri; Cichliformes; Cichlidae. The record is from RefSeq and is a predicted model, not a curated record. The coding region runs from base 566 to 2905 and encodes 779 amino acids.